AUGGGUGAAAGUAGCCGAGGACAUCGCUCGCAUAUUCAAGUUAAAAAUUUACGUUGCAAAUACCUUCAUGAAUAUCUUCAAACGCUUCCAUUAGCAACAUUAGAACAGCUUUAUAAUCAUCCCACUACUUGUUUAGCAGUUUUUAGAGAAUUACCUCAAAUUGCAAGACACUAUGUUAGUAGAUUACUGUUUGUAGAACAGCCUGUACCUCAAGCAGUAAUAGCAUCAUGGAUAUCUCAAACUCAUUCUAAAGAACAUUUAACAGCGACAAAAGUUUUAACAGAUUUGAGAGUUUGGCAAGAAGCUGCAAUACCAGGAGGUCUACCAGGAUGGAUAUUAAAUUCUGUGUUUAAAAAAAAUAUGAAAAUAUCAUUACUGGGAGGAGGUAGACCAUGGACAAUGUCAGCUCAAUUAGAACCGGAUACCAAACCCAGAGACAUACCAUAUUUAGAUAAUUAUGCAAUGGAGAGGUGGGAAUGCGUUUUACAUUAUAUGGUUGGAUCUCAAGCUCAAGAAGGUAUUUCUGCUGAUGCUGUUAGGAUAUUACUGCAUGCAAAUCUCAUGAAAAGAGACGAGGAAGAUGGUUCUUGCGUAAUAACAAGAGAAGGUUUUCAAUUUUUACUCCUCGAUACAGCUUCUCAAGUUUGGUACUUUAUGCUUCAGUAUUUAGAUACUGUGAGUGCUAGAAAUUUGGAUUUAGUUGAAUGCCUUACAUUUUUAUUUCAACUGAGUUUUAGUACAUUAGGAAAAGAUUAUAGCACAAUCGGAAUGAGCGAGGGCCUUUUAGUUUUUUUACAACAUUUAAGAGAAUUCGGUUUGAUUUAUCAAAGGAAAAGAAGAGGAGGAAGAUUUUAUCCUACAAGAUUAGCUCUCAACAUUGCCUGCGGUGAAAAUAAAUCUUUACAACAGAUGAAUAAAGAAGGAUAUAUAAUUAUAGAAACAAAUUAUAGGGUGUAUGCUUACACUGAUUCAAACCUUCAGGUUGCAUUAUUGGGUUUAUUUUGUGAGAUGCUUUAUAGAUUUCCUAAUUUAUCUGUCGGAUUAAUUACAAGAGAUUCAGUUAGGCAAGCAUUCAAAAGUGGAAUAACUGCAGAACAAAUCGUUGGGUUUUUAAGAUUACAUGCUCAUCCUAGAAUGAUUGCUGUUGGACCUCCGACACUUCCUCCAACAGUCGUCGAUCAAAUCAAAUUAUGGGAAAAUGAAUUGAACAGAUUGGUUUAUUCAGAUGGAGUUUUAUAUUCUCAAUUCUUGUCUCAAGCUGAUUUCGAAGCACUAAGAGAUCGUGCCAACGAAUUAGGAGUGUUGGUAUGGGAAAAUGAUAAAAAGCGUACAAUGGUUGUUACAAAAUCUGGACACGACGAUGUUAAAAAGUUUUGGAAAAGCUAUUCAAAAGCAAACAGUUGA
This is a messenger RNA of Pediculus humanus corporis (human body louse), 1404 nucleotides long. Its product is annotated as TFIIH basal transcription factor complex p52 subunit, putative. The coding region runs from base 1 to 1404 and encodes 467 amino acids. The record is from RefSeq and is a predicted model, not a curated record. Lineage: Eukaryota; Metazoa; Arthropoda; Insecta; Psocodea; Pediculidae. Gene Ontology annotation, biological process: nucleotide-excision repair. Gene Ontology annotation, cellular component: transcription factor TFIIH holo complex; transcription factor TFIIH core complex. Gene Ontology annotation, molecular function: ATPase activator activity; double-stranded DNA binding. The transcript has 5 exons.